AUGGGCGUGGCCAACAUUGCGUGAUUACGAUAGACGAGCUUUUCCUGCCUCUGACAAGCGUGAGAUAGUCCACUUCUGUUUACUUCAUUUUAACAAGUAUCUGCAAUCGAGCUAAUUUAAGAUGUUCUACACUUGUGGUCCCAACGAGGCGAUGGUGGUCUCAGGCUGCGGCCGCUCCCCUCCUCUGAUGGUUGCUGGAGGAAGAGUGUUUGUUUUACCCUGCAUUCAACAAAUCCAGCGGAUAUCUCUCAAUACUCUGACUCUGAACGUGAAGAGUGAUAAGGUCUACACCAGACAUGGAGUACCGAUCUCCGUGACGGGCAUUGCCCAGGUGAAGAUCCAGGGACAGAAUAAAGAAAUGUUGGCCGCAGCUUGUCAAAUGUUUAUGGGGAAGUCCGAGACGGAGAUAUCUCAUAUCGCUCUGGAGACGCUUGAGGGACAUCAGAGAGCCAUCAUUGCUCACUUGACUGUGGAGGAGAUCUAUCAGGACCGUAAAAAGUUUUCCGAGCAAGUAUUUAAGGUCGCCUCCUCUGACCUGGUCAACAUGGGGAUUGGCGUGGUCAGCUACACACUUAAGGAUGUUCAUGACGAUCAGAAUUAUCUUGUGUCGCUGGGUAAAGCCCGCACCGCUCAAGUGCAAAAAGAUGCUCGUAUCGGUGAAGCUCAGUUCAAGAGAGAUGCUGUCAUGAGGGAGGCUCAUGCCAUGCAGGAGAAGAUCUCUGCUCAGUAUACGAAUGAGAUUGAGAUGGCUAAAGCCCAGCGAGACUAUGAGCUGAAGAAAGCAGUCUACGACAUUGAGGUCAACACUAAGAAGGCAGAGUCUGAAAUGGCCUAUCAGCUUCAGGUGGCUAAAACAAAGCAACGUAUCGAGGAGGAGAAGAUGCAGGUUCAGGUUGUGGAGCGUUCGCAGCAGAUCACCUUGCAGGAGCAGGAGAUCACCCGCAGGGAAAAAGAACUGGAAGCCAGGGUCAAGAAACCGGCCGAGGCUGAGCGAUACCGUGUUGAGAGGCUCGCUGAGGCAGAGCGACUUCAGUUGAUCAUGGAGGCAGAAGCUGAGGCAGAAUCCAUCAGAAUGAGGGGAGAGGCAGAGGCCUUUGCUCUGGAGGCGAGGGGUCGUGCUGAGGCCGAGCAAAUGGUCAAAAAGGCAGAAGCUUUUAAAGAGUACAAAGAGGGAGCUAUGGUGGAUAUGCUGCUGGAGAAACUCCCACUGAUGGCAGAGGAGAUCAGCAGGCCACUCUCUGGUGCCCAGAAGAUCACCAUGGUGUCCAGCGGAGGGGCAGAAGUGGGUGUGGCUAAGCUGACAGGAGAAAUACUGGAAAUUAUGACUCGCCUGCCGAUGGCGGUGGAGAAACUGACCGGAGUUAACAUCUCACAGGGUGCCAUAGCCCGUAUGGGUUAAAGAAGUUUGUGGAGAGCAAAUCGGAGCCUUAAACAGCUGCGAUGUUGACCUUUCUGUCUUUGUGUGCAUGAAUGCAUGCCUGUGUUUGAACUGAACCUGGAACGUCAAUGUCAUUUUAGUUCUUUUGUUGUAGUUCACCAUUAUGUAACGUUUGAUUUUUACACCCGGUUUUGUGUUUAAUGUGAUUUUAAGUGAAGUGACUUUAUAUAAUCAUUUUAUAAGUUAGUUAGAAGAAUGCUUUAUUGGUCAAUAGGGAAGCAGGAGUACACAACAAUAUCAUAUUUUUGAUUGUGAAUUGUUUUUAUAUUUGCGUCCACAUGUCUGUAGAUUCUUCUUAGUUUCUGUCAAAGCCAAAGUGCAUUUAUAACUAGUCCAUGACAGUUCACCCUAAGUGCAUUACUGAAUCCAUGGAGCAUGUGCAUGCUGCCUUAUAUAUCCAGAUCUUUCCAAAGUCAAGACCUAACAAUAUUACGCCAUCUUCUUGCCAUUUAAACCUCUGUUUGACUAGCUUCUGAGAUGUUCAGUGCUGUGAGGAACAUAUAUUAUAGAAUUAACUGGCUAAUGAUAUUUUUCUAUAGAAUCAAGUAAAACUGACAAACUGUAUUGUUGGGAAGGGCUUUAGUUACUCUUCAGUCUCUGUGGUGUGUAAAGGGAUAUUUACAGCAUGUUGAAAAGUGAGCGAGGGGGUGGGAUGUUCGUGAGUAAUACAACUGUUUUUUUUCUAAGUUUGAUGAACAAACAGGAAAAAGAAGAAGAGAAGUAGGUUAGGUUUUCAACUCUGGCCACUGACUUGUCUCUGUGGCCACAGAAACUGAUGUCAGUUUCCAUCUCAUAAGUUUCCAGUGGGUGCAGAAAACUGAAGCGAGUCUUUUCAUUUUCGUUUUUAUUUUACGGUUCUUUAGUGUAACCUAUGCAGCCUUUCAAAGUGCCUAUAAGAGCACCUUUCUCACUGAAUCAAACUAAUAUCUAAAAUCAAGCUGUGUUGUGUUUCAGUGAUAUCACUGUGAUGUACCAUCAGACACGUUCUGAUAUUAAUCGUUUUCAAAAUGUUAAAUCUUUUACGAUAUUUGUUUUCAUUAGAAUGUCUGUUUGUUUCUAUGUAUGACAACUCCUUACUAAACAUUGGCCCUAAUGUUCAACGGAGAUAUAGAUGUUUUCACCAUUAAACCAAUGAUUAUAUAUAUUUUCAUUCGGAGAUACGUACAUAGGAUUGUGUGUUAUAUUUAAUAAUCAAUAAACUAUUGUCUGUGCUGUAA
Molecule: messenger RNA, 2655 nt
Organism: Triplophysa dalaica
Lineage: Eukaryota; Metazoa; Chordata; Actinopteri; Cypriniformes; Nemacheilidae
Gene: flot1b
Product: flotillin 1b
Exons: 13
Coding region: 122-1399 (425 amino acids)
Biological process (GO): positive regulation of endocytosis; positive regulation of cell-cell adhesion mediated by cadherin; protein localization to plasma membrane
Cellular component (GO): plasma membrane
Source: RefSeq, a predicted model, not a curated record